CGGCCUGAUCGCCCUGUUUGUGACGCGAGUUACUCCAUCCAACCCAACGUAAACGGCAUUAUUUGGCGUAUUUUCUUGUGCAACGGCAAACGAAUUGGACCGCAAAGCGGGCGUUUAAGACCAGUUCGCCGCUUGUGUGGACUUCCGUCGGAUGUUGUGUAUUUGUGCAAACGCGCGCGCGCUUCGAAUAGUACGUGUUUUGUGCGCGACUACGUCGAUUGUUAUUGUAUUACUUUAAAGGGCAGCUGGCGCACCUCUUGAACUGUUUGCGCCCCACUCCAUUAAUAAGCGUUUACCGGCGCGGUGUAAUAAUGUACAUUAAGGCGCCAAAAUGUUUAGCAAAAUAAAUGAUUUUUAACUGAAAUUUAUGUGUGUUUGAAAAUGAACAUUUCUAUCAAAAAUUUCAACAAAGUGUGACUAGUAACAGUGCGCAUUGAUUAGUUGGAAUAUCAAGUAAUAAACCGAGUGCAAUUUAGACCAAAAACCAAAGUGUUGAUUUCAUAUGAAAUAUAUUGUUUUUUUUAUCGAAAUUUAUUUAUGCAAAACUUUAUAUAUCACACUACAUUAAGUUCCUAUAAGACCCUGAGUACUACAUAUUUUCCUAAAAAUGGAUAUGACCAGCGCAAAUUCGUUAAAUAUGCGACCCUUUUUCUCCGGAUAUCCAUUCCAAGGUCAGGGCCGUGUCAAUCAACUCGGCGGUGUCUUCAUCAACGGUCGACCGCUACCGAAUCAUAUACGUUUGAAAAUUGUCGAAAUGGCCGCUAACGGCAUAAGACCUUGUGUGAUCUCACGUCAGCUACGCGUCUCGCAUGGUUGUGUAUCGAAAAUAUUAAAUCGUUACCAGGAAACCGGUUCAAUACGACCGGGUGUGAUAGGCGGUUCUAAACCGAAAGUUACGUCGCCGGAAAUCGAGGCGCGCAUUGAGGAGUUGCGUAAGGCCAAUCCGGGCAUAUUCAGUUGGGAGAUACGUGAGAAGCUGAUCAAGGAGGGCUUCACCGAUCCGCCAUCCACAUCGUCCAUCAGUCGUCUAUUGCGAGGUAAUGAUCGUACCAGUGAAGACGGACGCAAGGAUUAUAGUAUACACGGCAUUUUAGGUGGCCGCGACUCAGAUAUCAGCGAYACCGAAUCGGAGCCUGGCAUACCGUUGAAACGYAAACAGCGUCGCUCGCGCACCACCUUCACCGCCGAACAAUUGGAAGCGCUCGAACGCGCCUUCACACGCACACAGUAUCCAGAUGUGUAUACACGCGAGGAGCUCGCACAGACCACGGGCCUCACCGAAGCGCGCAUACAAGUCUGGUUUAGUAAUCGCCGCGCGCGUCUACGCAAACAUUCCGGUGGCUCUGGCACCGGACUCUCACCCAUGAAUGGCGGCGGCAGUGGCGCUGGUGUACCUGGCGGCGUGGGUGGCGUGGGCGGCGGUGCGGCUGCCACAGCGCCACUCGGUUUUGGUCCAYUAGCCGCAGUCGGUUCCAUGGCUGGCUAUAGUCCCGCCGCCGCCAGCACGGCCAGCGCGGGUAUGAAUGAGAAUCACGCGGCACAUGCAGCGGCGGCUGCGGCCGCAGCAGCAGCGCAUCAUCCACACCAUCACACGCAGAUGGGCGGCUAUGAUUUGGUGGCGCCGUCGGCGCAACAUGGUUUCGCCAGCAGUUUUCAGCAUGGACACUUCGGCGGGCAGAAUUACUAUCAUCAAGAUUACUCCAAGCUUUCAAUCGAUGACUUCUCUAAGCUGACGCUGGAGAAUGCUUCGAAAAUUUCACCAUCAUUGUCACAUCUAACCGGCGAGAACUACUCGAAAUUGGACUCCACCACAAAUUGGUCACAAGCCGCUUACCAUCUGAAUCAGUCGGCAGCAGCGGCCGCCAAUUACAACGCUGCCGCCGCKCAUCAUGCGCAUGCGGCUGCCGCACAACACACACUCAAUGAUUAUGCGGCAGCUGGCGCUGCUGCAGCGGCGCACAACAAUCAGCUGAACAGCGCGGCAGCAGUCGCCGCGGCGGCUUAUAAUCAUCCGCUGCCUACGCAGGCGCAGGCAAAGUAUUGGUAGAACAUUGGUGGCAUUGUGUAAUUAUAGUGAAAGGUAGUAGWGUUUGAGUGAUGAACUGGAGGUUAACUGCAAGUUUUGGAAUGUAAAAUUUGGUGAAAUAUUUGUAUCUAAAAUCCAAGUUUUCUCGCCAGCUUUGAACGAUUUUUGUGAUCCGUGCAGCGCUAGCAUAUUUUUCGUGCUCAUUUUAUGCCAGUAGCAAAAAUGUUGUUAGMACUUAGCAGUUGAUCUUACAUUCUUCUGGGUUAGGUUUGGUUGAGAGGUCGAUUCCAAGUGGGAUCUCACUUGCACAGCUCAGAAAGUCGGUCGGUUGUGGAAUCUGCAACUCCUAAAAAUGGAAUCACAAGACCACCCUUACACGACAAAACGCUUUAGGCCUUAAACAAAAAACAAUUUCGGUUGUUGUUGUGGCAGAAAUCGGACAGUCCUUGUCGAUUAAGAAUCCGGGUCGGUUCCGGGUACAUAAACCUGACUGUCGUGGGAACGGCGGAAAUUCGGUAAUGUCUACUGGUUCGUCGAACACAAGACUACCGAAAUAUUUCAGCCUCAGUUUUGCAAAGUCUGGACAAUAGAGGUAAAAGUGUCUGGCUUUUUCGACCUCAUUCUCUUCCUUAUACCUUUGAUAACUAGCGUCAGACAACAUGUUAAGCCUCUACGCAUGAAUGCCUGGACAGUGUCCAGUAAGACUUCCUAAGAUAGCGGUAAAAUGCACCUUGCUCAGGGCAAAUUGUUCAGUAGAUCUCCUACGUUCUCCGSGCUUUAAAGUCCAAACGAUUUUUCCAGUUUACAUAGAUUUUUAUGUUUUCUUUUGAAAAGAAUGUUUUUCUUACAAAAAGAC
Messenger RNA from Bactrocera latifrons, 2882 nucleotides. It is a transcript of the gene gsb-n, whose product is annotated as protein gooseberry-neuro. The transcript has 5 exons. Gene Ontology annotation, biological process: anatomical structure development; regulation of transcription by RNA polymerase II. The record is from RefSeq and is a predicted model, not a curated record. Gene Ontology annotation, molecular function: DNA-binding transcription factor activity, RNA polymerase II-specific; RNA polymerase II cis-regulatory region sequence-specific DNA binding. The coding region runs from base 608 to 2047 and encodes 479 amino acids. Lineage: Eukaryota; Metazoa; Arthropoda; Insecta; Diptera; Tephritidae.